Schistocerca cancellata (South American locust) is the source of this 2712-nucleotide messenger RNA. Its product is annotated as CLIP domain-containing serine protease HP8-like. The coding region runs from base 7 to 1167 and encodes 386 amino acids. The transcript is spliced from 7 exons. NCBI's taxonomy places the organism in Eukaryota, Metazoa, Arthropoda, Insecta, Orthoptera, Acrididae. Gene Ontology annotation, molecular function: serine-type endopeptidase activity. The record is from RefSeq and is a predicted model, not a curated record. Gene Ontology annotation, biological process: proteolysis.
UGCCCCAUGGCGCACUCGCUGCUACCUGUCCUGCUGCUGCUGCUGCCUCUGCUGGCCGCCGCGCAAUCCGAUGGUGAUGACUGCUUGUUUGUUGAUGGGCGAGAUGGCACUUGCAAGCCACUGCCACGCUGCACAGAGCUAUUUCAGCUGCUGCAGGCAUCACCCUCACGACAGACCAUAGAACUGCUUUCGCGCUCGAACUGUGGAUACCAGGGCAAGGUUCCAGUAGUCUGCUGCCCACAGCAAAAAAUCCAACCAAGUGGCUUUUCUUCCACUGAUGCUCUUCCUGCUCCUAUCUCAGAGCAGCCCAACGAUGUGAGUCUCCAUCCAAGAGUGGGUCUUUUACCAUUCAGUGAAUGUGGGCAUGCAGAGAAUGAUCGAAUUAUAGGUGGAAAUGAAACAGGAUUAUUUGAAUUCCCAUGGAUGGCUCUCUUAGGCUACAAGACACGUGAUAAUAAGUUCUAUGGAUUCCGUUGUGGAGGAUCACUUAUUAAUGGGAAGUAUGUCUUAACUGCUGCCCAUUGCAUACCAAAUCCACAUGACCCUUCUGGAUUAAAACUAUCCACGAUAAGACUGGGAGAGCAUGACCUCAGAAGCCCAAGAGACUGUGAAGACAAUGGGCUAGUUUGUGCACCAGAACCACAGGACUUUGAAAUUGAAUAUGCAAUUGCACAUCCAUCAUUCACGAAAGACAAACUUCAAAAUGAUGUUGGUCUUGUGCGUAUUCGAGGAGAAGCUCAAUUCACAGAGACAGUGAAGCCAAUCUGUUUACCAGUUGGAGAAGAGCAACAGUAUAUGAACCCUAACAAGAAGAGGAUGAUUGUUGCUGGCUGGGGAGUUACUGAAACAGGAACCAGCAGUUCAAAGCUUCUCAAAGUGACAGUUCCAGUUGUACCUGUACAAAGAUGUGCUGCAGCAUAUAAAAGAACUAGUGCAGUAAUUAACAUCAAACAGAUAUGUGCAGGAGGCUCUGAAGGGCGUGAUUCAUGUGCUGGAGACAGUGGAGGGCCUUUAAUGAUAAAUGAAAACAGUAACAAGGGUCCAGUGAUGGUGCAGUAUGGAAUAGUUUCAUUUGGCCCAAAGAAGUGUGCAUCUGAGGGCUAUCCAGGAGUGUACACAAGAGUGGCAUAUUACAUGGAUUGGAUACUUGACAAUAUGCAGCCAUGAAACUACAUUUUGUUUUCAUAAUGGAAAUGAAGACCACAAUUGUGAUACCUGUUGUAUAUAUUAUACUGUUUCUAUAGCAAUGACUGUUUUUAUUUAUUUUUGGCUGUAUUGUGUGAUCUUUAUCAUGCUAUAGAGAUCAUUUACCAAGAUAUAGUGGAAUAUUUUCAGAGUGUAUAUUCUGUAUAUAUGGUAAUUAUGCGCCUCUAACGAGGUGCUAUUUGUGAAGACUACAUGUCAGUAAUGUGGAUGAUGCAAUACACUAAUCAGAAUGCUACAGGCAUAGAAUAUGCUGCCUUAUUUCAGUCACAUUUAUACUGAUUGUUUGUAACAACAAUAAAAUGGAAGUUUUUGAAAUAAGGUAAUUUGCCUGAAAAUUUCUGGCAGUACAUGAAUUGUGUGAUUACAAGAAUAAGGUUAAAAGUACCUGGAACACAGCUGCGACAGCUGGUUAAAAGACUGGAUAACACCCUAAUUUAUCAUAUUAUAGUUAAGACAUGAUGUAAAACUGUUACUUUAGGUGCCUGCUUCUUCAGAGCAUUGUAAUCUUAAAUGCUCAUUGAAUAGUACACCUUUGUCAGAUAAAAAACUGCAGGAGCAGUACUGAUGAGCUUUCAAUGUUACAAGAAAAAUUUUUGAUUUACAUUACUGUUGAUCAUUACAGUUUUCUUGCUUAUAAUGCAUGAAAGAAAGAAUGUUUCUUCACAAAAUAUACCUUCAAUUUUAUUUAUAUCAAAUGCUGUUGAUUGUGAUACUAACAUUAUGUGAUAAAUGUGUGUUGUGAUAAAUAAACUUAAUGUCUGAUCGUCAUUAUUUUCACUAAAACCACUGUGAACUAAGAAACAAAAUUAACUGAAUAAGUAUUAUCUAAAUCUAUUGUUGUUAGAAAUACAUUCAAUGCAAAAAGAGUGUGGAUGUGUCAUUCCUCUGUUUACACAUUAUUUGUACUAUUAUACUGUCUAGCCAGUGAAUCACGUAAUUUUGAGAACCUAAAAUUGUUGCUCAUCAGCUGCUUGUUUAACAUUGAGAGAAUAAGAGAGAAUUUUUGUUUUUAAAUUGUUGUGCUCAGAUUUACAUCUCAACAGUUGAGGAUUUAAACUUGAUAAUAUUGUGUUUACAUUGUUAUCUAAUUGACUUUUUUAUAUUAAUAUAUAUUCAUGUGACAGAAAAGUAUAAAUUUUUUAAGGUGUGAAAUUACGAAUAUUAACACCUGAACUAAGCUUAAACUGUCAACUGUAACAGUAUUAGUUAGAAUUAAGGUAAGUUCCAGUUAAUUAUUUAAACUAUCAGUACAGUUUCAGAAAGAUAACCAAAUGAGAAUCUGACAGUAAUUCAAGAAUCAUCCCUUGAGAGUCAAAACCAUACUGGAGCACUACAAUAUUUGUGCAAUAUCAGGAUGCUAGUUAGCAAAAAUCCCUUCAACCAAUAAAAAGGAUAAUCUGCAACAGCAUCAGAAAAACAGGUCUUGCCUGGUAAAGAAUUUUGAAAAUUAGCUGAACUAGUGACAAAAGAUAAGACUGGGUGACAUUUUAAAUUCACACAAACCAU